Molecule: messenger RNA, 1917 nt
Organism: Lichtheimia ornata
Lineage: Eukaryota; Fungi; Mucoromycota; Mucoromycetes; Mucorales; Lichtheimiaceae
Exons: 1
Coding region: 1-1917 (638 amino acids)
Biological process (GO): regulation of transcription by RNA polymerase II
Cellular component (GO): nucleus
Molecular function (GO): RNA polymerase II cis-regulatory region sequence-specific DNA binding; DNA-binding transcription activator activity, RNA polymerase II-specific
Source: RefSeq, a predicted model, not a curated record
AUGGACAAUCCUCGUAUUAUAUCAGAACAAGUCUUUGGUUCAAGUAAAAAGAUACAAUUCAUAGGCAUGUCGCCUAUGGAAACGUUAUUGAACGCUGUCAACUGCGCUGAUCGCAUCGAUACUUCCGAGAACUCGUCCCACAACAGCAGCAGCAAUAGCAGCCCACGCACUAUGUCGAUUGAAUCCAUUCUUGAUACCGAUUACCCAAAACCAUCACCUUCACCACGACCACCAACCACCAUCAGCAAACCUGUCAACACAUUUGAACCCGAGAAACGACGAUGGAUGCAUAGCAGCGAAGAUGUACCAACGACGCAUGAGCGAUCGAACAAAGUGCGACGCAUGGUUUCUUCUCCUCCACAACGUAUGACGACCUUAACUUGCCUUCAUGCAGCUGUGGCACAAAAAUCAUAUGGCUCUGAAAAACGCUUCUUGUGUCCUCCACCCGUGGUUACAAUACAAGGCGAAUCCGCAACGCAUCCUCUUGUCUCUAUGGCGGUGAUGUGUGAGAAUGGUGAUCGUUUUUUGGAGCAAAAGAUUCUUCUUGAUGAAACAAAGCAUGGCAGCUUCAAGUACUUGCAUGUUGCUGGCACUGCAAAAGCAAAGCAAUUUCAUUUGCGUGUUAGCUUGGCUCAUGGUGCACCUGCUCACAAUGGCUCAUCACCUUCCAGCAGUACUAGUAGCAGCAUUAACAAGCCUACAUCUCCUCCUCCUCCAAGCCAACCCUAUGUCACCUUCUUCUCCUGCCCAAUUUCUAUCAUCUCCAAGCCUUCAAAAAAGACAUCCAAAGCACGCAAUGUAUCCAGCUGCAUCGUUGCCAAUUCAUCGGUAUCACUUUUCAAUCGCAUCAAUUCUCAAACCGUACGCACCAAAUACAUGACGACUGAAAAUGGCCAACUAUGCGCAAAAAACUCAUCAUGGGCACCAUUCGAUAUCAUUGUAUUGCGUCAACCCAACAAACCACAGCAAGGUGUUGAUGAUUUGACAUCGCCACCCACCAAUGCACCUGUCACUUAUGGAUCUGAAAUCAUGCUGAAGGAUACUCAGACGGGUGUACUUUCUCCACGCAUGAUUAUUCGCAAGGUGGAUAAAGGAUACAUUGCUCCCAAUGCCAGCGGUCCUGUUAGCCAAAUGCAGAAAAUUGCCUUACAGCUUAUGCCAACCUCUGACAACAGCAAUGAUGAAUCCAUGUACUUGAGCGCAAAGGCAUCUGAAGACACCAACACAACCGCUACAUGGCUUGAAUUUGCUACUUCCAAACGCAACGCCGAUGAUCAAGAAAAGGUUGAUGACUAUUUGUGUUGGACCAUUGUUGGUAUUGCCAAGUUUGAAUACAGCUACAUCGAGCCAGCACUCCCUAACAAUGCCGAAUGGGGCACGUCACCCUCACCCUCAUCACCUAUCAUGUCAUCUGGUGCUGGUGGUGGUAUGCAUGACAACAAUAGCAGCACUUCUUUAUAUCAACAAUACAACAACGGCAAUGCUCGACAUCCACAACUUUCACCGCCACCUUCACCACCACGACGUAUUGUUCCAUUGCCACUCAUUGAUGAUGUACGGUAUUCGCCUCAUCGUAUCGAAUUGACAGGUCAGCAUUUCCAUUCAUUUGAAUUUUGGAUCGGUUCCCAAGGUCCCUUGAAGCCUCUUGAUCAAACGCCCCAAUCCAUGGUGUUGGAUUUGCCACCCACCCAAGAUUUACUCGUUGCGCACCAUGACCUUCUUGUGGCUCGAUCGGAUGGGUCACGGUACUUGGAGUUGCCUUUGGUCCUUAAACAUCAACAAGAUGGCAAUACAUUCUCCUCUGGCAAGGGACUCGCUUGUGAUAUUCUUCCAAAUGGUGAUGCUGGUCAAUGGUCUGUAAUUGCUAUGCAUACACCUCCUUCUUCCUCUUCUUCCUCGGCGCCGUCGUCCUCUUAG